GGCUCUCCCAACCGGCUUGACAAGCCGACAAAUCUCCCUUUAUUUGUUCGCACUUAUUGCGGCUUUUGCGCGAAACCACAAAAUGAGUUUGCUAAUGUUGUGACAUUUAUUUUGGCGCCGUGGGCUUAUAAGAGAUGCCCCACAGGACGAGCACAGGCUGCCAAAUAAUUAUCAGAUUCAGGUGGUGCUGGUGUAGGACGAGAGAGACGGAAAGAAGGAAGGUGGAAAUGGAACUGCCAAAUCAUGCCAAACAACUGCUGCUGCAACUCAACCAGCAGAGAGCCAAGGGCUUCCUGUGUGAUGUUAUCAUCGUGGUGGAGAAUGCGCUAUUCCGUGCCCACAAGAACAUUCUAGCAGCAAGCAGCAUUUACUUCAAAUCUUUGGUCCUCCACGAUAACCUCAUUAACCUUGAUACAGAGAUGGUUAACCCCUCUGUAUUCAGACAAGUUCUGGACUUCAUCUACACUGGGAAGCUCCUGUCCUCAUCGGACCAGAGCAGUGAGCAGAACUUCAGUGCCCUCUUAACUGCAGCCAGCUACCUCCAGCUCCAUGACCUCGCUGCUCUGUGCAGAAAGAAGCUCAAGCGCAGUGGGGGUAAACCCCUGCCGGGUAAACCCUCCACUACAGGUCCCAUUAGCCGCUUGCGCCUCAACAACCAGCAACUCUCCUCUUCUACCCCUGUCGGCGCCAACAACCACUAUCCUCCAACCCCUUCUGAUGCCGACCAGCCACAGCCAGAUGAAGGCCUUCGGGACAAACUCUCUGACGACGAGAUGUUUAUUGGCAGCUCUGGGAAGAAUGGAAAUGGGGCUAAUGGCAACAGUAAUGGUAACAUCAGUAGCGGAGGUAGUGCUGGGGAGCCAGACCUUGGAUUAGACCUCUCCAAGAAGAGCCCUCCUUCUGCCGGCACAGCCACCGAUGCGCUCAGCCCACACAGCAACUCCCAAGGAUCCCCCCAGUCUGCCUCAGUAUCCACAACCAACAGUGCCUCACUGGAUGAUUCCUCUGUUACCCUUCCAGGGGUAGAUACCUGUGGCUCAGAGACCAUGGAGCUUAACUGUCUGUCUAAAAGCUCAGAGGAACCCCAAAACCAGCCUGAUGGCCCACCACCCCAGAAGAAGUCCCGACAGGGUAAUCGCAAGAAUGAAUGGCCUAAAAGAGAGGCAUCAGGAUUGAAGUCUGAAGAGCAUGACAAGCCCUUGGUUAACGGGGUAAUUGUGGGUCCUAAAGACGGCCGCUCCUCUGGGGUUGGAGGGGGCAGUGGUAGCAGCUUAGCCUCUGACCAGUCCUUCCAGUGUAAAGAUGAGGAGGAAGGAGGAGAGAAUGGCCAGGACCACAGUGAUGAGAGCGGUCAAAGUGAUGGAGAUAGUGCAGGUGGAGGAACAGGAGGGGGACACCACAGCGCCAACUACGUGUACAGGCAGGAAGGCUUUGAGCCAGCAUUUGGAGACAACCUCUAUGUGUGCAUUCCCUGUGGUAAGGGCUUCCCCAGCUCUGAGCAGCUCAAUGCUCACGUGGAAACGCACACUGAGGAUGAGCUCUACAUCAAAGAGGAGGGUGGGACCUUUGUGAAAGAGGAAGAUGAAGAAGAGGCAGAGGACCUCUCUGCCCCAGUAGGUCCUUCCAGCUUUGGCUCAGAAACACGUCCAUUUAAGUGUACAGUCUGCAGUAAGAGCUACAAAGACCCAGCAACGCUGAGACAACAUGAAAAGAGCCACUGGCUGACCAGGCCCUUCCCCUGUAACAUCUGUGGCAAAAUGUUCACCCAGAGGGGCACCAUGACACGCCACAUGCGCAGCCACCUUGGCCUCAAACCGUUUGCAUGUGAAGAGUGUGGCAUGCGCUUCACGCGUCAGUACCGUCUGACAGAGCACAUGCGUGUCCACUCUGGGGAGAAGCCGUAUGAAUGCCAACUAUGCGGGGGGAAGUUUACCCAGCAGCGCAACCUCAUCAGUCACCUGAGAAUGCACACCUCACCCUCUUAGAAAUGCAUCAAGCCAAAGAACUCUGGGAUUAAAAAAAAGAAACAUUUCUUUACCUUUUUUUCCAUCUCAAAAGCAAAGAAACGCACAUGUACACGUUCACAUGCAGACACACCUAUGUCUACAUAUUAAUUCCAGUUUAAGAUGCCCAGGCUAAGUGAAUGAUGUAGCUGUUAGCCACAGUGGGCUCUUGGUGAUGGUGGGAUCUUGUUGAUGCAAGGGUCAUGUCAUCGUUUAUAUCAAGUGACGUCUGCUCACCUCUCAGGAGUUCUAGAGGGACAGUUGACUCCUGUCUCUCUCCAAAGUCACGAAGCCAUGGUGGAGUGGCACGACUUUUGGUCUGCAUUGUUACAAUUGCAAGUCUGUCAAAUGUGAAUGUGGGUAUUGAUAAUGUCAAGGCCCCUCAACUCAUACCCCUCAACAACCUUCCUCUUGUCUACCUUUGGCCAUUGAGUCUUUGAGUUUGUCACAUUGUUCCUCAAACAGAUUAACUCCAGAGUCCCCUCUGUACUCCAAUGCUAUUUUGACCAAAAACACAUGCAAACCAUACUGGCAAUAAUUCUGCAAAAAUAUUAUUUUUACCCUGACAGCUUUAUGUCCUUUUAUGUUGGUGAUGGGGAUCUGUAUGUGAGAGGAGGGGUAACUGGGUUUGGGACCAUCUCCCUGCUUUAACUGAAAGUCCUGACAAAAGCUUCAUGGUGGGAUUACAUUGGAUUAAGUUUAGGUUUUUACAUGAACAAUUUUCAAAGCCCUCUCUACAGCUGUUUACAGUAGUAUUGAGAGGAUUUUCAUUGUUUUUGCUUUUGCCUGCUAGUGCACCCAGGAAUGAGUCCUGAUUGGAAAGAUGAACCCCUUGAGGUACUUGUUUUACUUAAAGAACUUGUAGUAUUUCAGUGAAUGUUUAAACUGGAAGGUUUGGGGAUUUUUCUUGUAGAGGGGAGGGAUUUUGGGUUGGGAUGGGGGAGUAGUUUAAUGAGGGUAAGAAGAGGGUGUUUUAGAUUGAACAUUAAGUUCAGUGGGUACAUUUAUUUUUUGUCUGUAUAGCUUUCCCCCUCAGAAAAAAAAGAAAAGUCUAUUUAUAUAGGCUUGUGACCUCGCUACCUCUGAUUACUCUUACGAACUCUGUUGAUUAGUUGAAAGUUCCUAUGUAAUUAAUUGUAAAAAGUGUGUAGAUUAUGGUAACUUUUCACCUAAUGCUUUAACCUGCCCAUCUCUCAACACAGGUUUUUAAUGCUCAUAGAUUUUAAACAUUAAUAUUGUUUUUAGCUGUUGUUUUUACUUGUCAGAUAUAGCUUUUUGGGUGCUCGGCGCAGUGUGGCCCCACCUCACAAUGUACUGUAGCUUCCUGCCUGGAGCAAAUAGCCGUUAGUUAGUUUAGUGGUUAGUUGGUUAGUUAGUUAGUUUAGAUGUAUAGUGUUCCAAAGAUCUUAUGAAUGUUGAGGAGAACAGAGCUAACUAACAAACGUUGCUAGACAAGUUCAUAACCAAAGUUUUUAAAAAGAUGUACUUAAGAUAUAUAGCAUACUAAAUUAUUUCACUUUUGAUUUCUUUUUGCUGUAUAAAACAGAUUAUGAAUUAUAUUCUAAGUCCAGACAAAGAAAUCCGCUCCUUUGAUGGAGUUUUGGCCAAUGACUCUGAGGCUGAGGAAGGUUCUCAUGGUGUGCAAGGAAAGCUUGUGCUGAUUGGUGGGCUGGUAAAUUGUCGACUUUACCGCCUAACAAAACCGGUAAAGUUUAAAAGCAUGUUCCCUGAACAUGUUUAUUUUCUUUUUGUUUGUAUCCAGAGUCCUUAUCACUUUAUAUUCCCUGAUUUUACUGACAGGACUUUGACAUUGUUUGUGUUCUAUUCAGACCAAAAAAAAA
Messenger RNA from Monopterus albus (swamp eel), 3844 nucleotides. RefSeq names its product hypermethylated in cancer 2 (gene hic2). Gene Ontology annotation, biological process: regulation of transcription by RNA polymerase II. The transcript is spliced from 2 exons. Gene Ontology annotation, cellular component: nucleus. Lineage: Eukaryota; Metazoa; Chordata; Actinopteri; Synbranchiformes; Synbranchidae. The record is from RefSeq and is a predicted model, not a curated record. Gene Ontology annotation, molecular function: DNA-binding transcription factor activity, RNA polymerase II-specific; protein binding. The coding region runs from base 135 to 1985 and encodes 616 amino acids.